AUGUUUUCAUUCAUUUUUCUCAUUCAUGCAAGAUUUUCUUCUUUUCUUUACUUUUUUGUUCUUUCAUCGUUCAACUUUAAUAUUGUUUAUUUUAAUUCAUUUCUCCCACUCAUUCUCUUUAUCUCACAUUCUUUUUUUUUUUUACUUUCAUUCAAUUUCUCUUCAUUCUUUUCUUUCCCUUUCUCAUGUCUCUUCUUUUUUUCCUUCACAUCUUUUGUCUCACAUUUCUUUAUUAUUUCAUUAAUUGUUCCGUCAUUCCUUCUCUCUGCAUUUCUACAUAAUUUCCUUUCUCUAUUAUGUCUUUCUCAUUCAUAUGCUUUGUCCGUUGUCUUUUCUUUAUUGUUUUCUUUCUUUGUCAUUUAUUUUUUCUUUCACACCUUUUCUUUUUUAUUUCGUUGUCCCUUAAUUCCACUUCUUUUCUUUCUUUUCUUUUUCAUAGCUUUUCUAAUAUUUCAUUUUCUUCUUUAUUCUGAUUAUCUUUCACACUCAUCAUUUUUUUCUCUUUCCUUGCCUUUCGCUCUUUUUUCUCACUUUUUCUUUUUUUAUUCCUUUUUCUCCUUCGACCCUUUUUAUUCUUUAUUCUCUUUUCUCUAUCUCGCUCAUUCCUUUUCUCAUUCAUACGCUUUCUCCUCAUUCCGUUUUUUCUAUCUUCUUAGCAUUCUUUUCCCGCCUUAUGGAAUUAUUAUUUAUUUUCAUAUUCAUUUACAUUCAUUCUCCAAAUUAUUUUUCCUUCUUUAUUUUUUUCCUACUUUUCCAUCUUUAUUCUCUUUCUUAAAAAAUCAUUUUCUCCUUCUCCAUUUUCCUCCUUUUUCGCUUUUGUCAUUUCAUUUCGUCUUCUUUCCUCUCUUCUUUUUUCUUUUCUCUCUUAUUACUAUUCUCAUUCAUUCUUUUUCUUCGCCCUUUCUUUUUCUGUCUUCUUUUUCUCCUUUAUACGCAUUUUUCGUUUCUCUUCUUUGUUCUCAUUCAUUUUCUCCUUCAUUCAUUUUCUCCAUUCCUUUUUCAUUCAAUUCUCUAUCUUCUUCAUUCACUUUCUCCUUCAUCCCCUAUCUCCUUCGUUCAUUUUCUCCUUCAAUCCAUUUCUCCUUCAUUUCCUUUCUCCUUCAUUCCUUUUCUCUUUCAUUGCUUUCGCCUUCAUUCUUUUUCUUCGCCAUUCUUUUUCUGUCUUCUUUAUCUCUUUUAUCCGCAUUUUUCUUUUCUGUUUUUUAUUCUCAUUCAUUCCCUAUUCUUUCAUUUUGUCCUUCAUUCCUUUCUCCUUCAUUCAUUUUCUCCUUCAUUCCUUUUUUCAUUCAAAUUCCUUUUCUCCUUCAUUCCUUAUCUCUUUCAUUCUCUUCCUCCUUCAUUCCCUUUUUCUUCGCCAUUCCUUUUCUGUCUUCUUUUUCUCCUUUAUACGCAUUUUUCUUUUUUCUUCUUUAUUCUCCUUCAUUCCUUUUCUCUUUCACACGUCUUCUUUUCAUUCCUAUUUUAUUUAAUCUCUUUCUUUCCCAUUCCUUUUCGCCUUCCUACGCUUUUUAUUCUUAUUCCUUUUAUAUUUUUAAGUCCAUUUCUCCUUUUCAAUCUAUCUAUCUCAGUCUAUUCAUUGAUUAUCUAUCUAUCUAUCUAUCUAUCUCGGGCCAGACAGUUGUUCUCCUACAAAGAUAG
Messenger RNA from Acanthosepion pharaonis, 1638 nucleotides. The record is from the annotation of a GenBank genome assembly. NCBI's taxonomy places the organism in Eukaryota, Metazoa, Mollusca, Cephalopoda, Sepiida, Sepiidae.